Oryza brachyantha (malo sina) is the source of this 662-nucleotide messenger RNA. Its product is annotated as neural Wiskott-Aldrich syndrome protein-like. The transcript has a single exon. Bases 83 to 427 code for a protein of 114 amino acids. The record is from RefSeq and is a predicted model, not a curated record. NCBI's taxonomy places the organism in Eukaryota, Viridiplantae, Streptophyta, Magnoliopsida, Poales, Poaceae.
CCUCUGCUCCUCCUCCCACUGCAUUUCUUCUUGACUGACUCCUGCUUCUGCCGCCUCUACUACAACCAACCAAUCAAAAUCAAUGGACCUGCACCACGCCGGACGCUCGGCCCCGCCGCACGAGGCGGCGCUCAGGGCGGUGCAGAAGCCGCCGUCCAAGCCUUGGCGCGGGGCUCCGUCGUCAGGGCCGCCGCCGCCGCCCAAGGUGUACCGCGUCGAGCCGAGGGAGUUCAGGGAGCUCGUCCAGAGGCUCACCGGCGCCCCGGCGCCCCCGCCGCCCCGGCAGGCCCAGUCCGUGUCCGUCGCGCCGAUGCAGCCACUGCCCUUGCGCCCCGGUGCCGAGGAGGCGCAGCUCUACGCGCCGUGGUGCGGCUUCCCCAUGCCCAUGGCCGAGCCGCUCGACGCCGCCCAUGGCGCCCUCAUAUGAGAAGACGCCCUAGGCCCUAGCCAUGUCGCCGGCGCAAGGAAAAAUCAAUCCUUUUUUCCUUCAGAAAUUCAGUUUAGUUUGAUUAGUUGGGAAUGAUACAGCCAGAAGUACAUACAUAUAUUACUAGUUUCUGCUCUCUCUCUCUCUCUCUCUGUAAGUGUAAUAAUAACUCUUGUAAAGGAAGAAGACUGAUAUUAGAGUUCAAAUCAACGAACACGUGCUUGUGAUGAACAAA